Molecule: messenger RNA, 1033 nt
Organism: Lontra canadensis (Northern American river otter)
Lineage: Eukaryota; Metazoa; Chordata; Mammalia; Carnivora; Mustelidae
Gene: YKT6
Product: YKT6 v-SNARE homolog
Exons: 7
Coding region: 168-764 (198 amino acids)
Biological process (GO): endoplasmic reticulum to Golgi vesicle-mediated transport
Cellular component (GO): Golgi apparatus
Molecular function (GO): SNAP receptor activity
Source: RefSeq, a predicted model, not a curated record
CUGUUGGCUCUUGGGCGGUGCCUCGACCGGAACCGGAAGUCGGCCUCGAGCCAGGCGGGGAAGCCGGCGUCCGACCCGUCAGCAGCCUGCGGUGGUCGCCAGGGGCGGCGGCUGCGCUGCUCCCUGCUAGGCGGUCCCGCGGGCGGGCGGCCCGAGGGCGCGGCACCAUGAAGCUGUACAGCCUCAGCGUCCUGUACAAAGGAGAGCACAAGGUGGUGCUGCUCAAAGCCGCGUACGACGUGUCCUCUUUCAGCUUCUUCCAGAGGUCCAGCGUCCAGGAGUUCAUGACCUUCACAAGUCAGCUGAUCGUGGAGCGCUCGGCAAAGGGCAGCAGAGCGUCUGUCAAAGAGCAAGAAUACCUGUGCCACGUCUACGUGCGAAACGACAGUCUCGCAGGAGUGGUCAUCGCUGACAGCGAGUAUCCAUCCCGGGUGGCCUUUACCUUGCUGGAGAAGGUACUGGACGAAUUCUCCAAGCACGUGGACAGGAUAGAGUGGCCCGUCGGGUCCCCUGCCAGCAUCCAGUACACGGCCCUGGACAACCACCUGAGUCGGUACCAGAACCCGCGAGAAGCCGACCCCAUGACUAAAGUGCAGGCCGAGCUGGAUGAGACCAAGAUCAUUCUGCACAACACCAUGGAGUCUCUGCUGGAGCGAGGGGAGCGGCUGGACGACUUGGUGUCCAAGUCCGAGGUGCUGGGAACGCAGUCCAAAGCCUUCUACAAGACAGCUCGGAAACAGAACUCGUGCUGUGCGAUCAUGUGACGGCAGCCCGCGGAGGCCCCCGUGCCGAGCCGCCCUGGCCGUUCGCAUCAGAACCGCAGUCCCUGGAGAAGCAGAGCCACCGUGGAGAGACCCGCGUGGGGACACAUUUUCACUUGGGAGCUCCUGGCAGGAACUGAGGGGUCGUGGAAGGGCCUGGGGCUUGGGAACAUUCAAAUUUACAUGUCCGGUGAUUUUUGAAAAGCUCAUUGGAGGCCCCUGAUGGCGUGUUCGUGGGCCAGAUGAAACCAUAAAUUCGAAUGACUCACAUA